This is a messenger RNA of Lepisosteus oculatus (spotted gar), 2479 nucleotides long. It is a transcript of the gene dync1li1, whose product is annotated as dynein, cytoplasmic 1, light intermediate chain 1. The record is from RefSeq and is a predicted model, not a curated record. Gene Ontology annotation, cellular component: centrosome; cytoplasmic dynein complex. Gene Ontology annotation, molecular function: dynein heavy chain binding. Lineage: Eukaryota; Metazoa; Chordata; Actinopteri; Semionotiformes; Lepisosteidae. Gene Ontology annotation, biological process: microtubule cytoskeleton organization; microtubule-based movement.
ACAUCCGGGCACCGCGGUGGGAGGCUGCAGCGCCGCAGACCGCCUGUGAACAUGGCCGCCGUGGCGAGAUCAGCUUCCACAUCCAGCAACCCGGCCGUCAACACCGCCGGGUCGGAGACCCACAACGGCGGGGAAGAGGACGGGCAGAACCUGUGGUCGUCUAUCCUGAGCGAGGUUUCAACGCACUCCCGGUCCAAAUUGCCAUCAGGGAAAAACGUCCUCGUUAUGGGUGAAGAUGGGGCUGGUAAAACCACUUUGAUUGCGAAACUUCAGGGUAUAGAAGAGUACAUGAAGGGAAGAGGUCUGGAGUACUUAUACUUCAGUGUGCAUGAUGAGGACAUCGAUGAUCUUACCAGAUGUAAUGCGUGGAUCUUGGAUGGUGACCUGUAUCAUAAAGGCCUCCAGAAAUUUGCGGUGUCUACUGACAGUUUAUCAGAUACCGUAGUACUGUUUGUUGUAGACAUGUCGAGACCUUGGACAUCCCUGGACUCUUUGCAGAAAUGGGCCAGUGUAAUUAGAGAGUAUAUUGACAAACUGAAGAUCCCACCUGAAGUGAUGAAGGAAAUGGAGCAAAAAUUGGUGAAACAGUUCCAGGAAUAUGCAGAUCCAGGAGCUGACCUCACUGUUUCUCCCCAGAGAAGAAACCCGUCUGUGCCCGAUGGAGAUGAUGAAAGCAUUGUCUUGCCUCUUGGUGAAAAUACACUUACACAUAAUCUCGGUGUACCAGUUAUAGUAGUUUGCACAAAGUGCGAUGCCAUUAGUAGCUUGGAAAAGGAACACGACUACAAAGAUGAACAUUUCGACUUCAUUCAGUUGCAUAUUCGUCGGUUUUGCUUGCAAUAUGGCGCAGCACUAAUAUACACUUCAAUGAAGGAAAAUAAAAAUCUAGAUUUAUUAUAUAAAUAUAUUGUCCAUAGAUUGUAUGGGUUUCCUUUCAACUCACCCGCUCAAAUUGUGGAAAAGGAUGCAGUAUUUAUUCCAGCAGGGUGGGACAAUGAAAAAAAGAUUGCCAUCCUCCAUGAAAACUUUCAGUCUUUAAAAGCAGAAGACAACUUUGAAGAUAUAAUAGUUAAGCCACCUGUUAGAAAGUUUGUUCAUGAAAAAGAAAUUGCAGCAGAAGAUGAUCAAGUGUUUCUCAUAAAGCUGCAGUCCCUACUUGCAAAGCAACCUCCUGUCGCUGCUGGAAGACCAGUGGAUGCCACCAACAGAGGCCCUGGAGGUUCUCCACGAACACCAGUUCGUUCUGGAUCCAGUAACGUGGCCAGCGUCAUGCCAGUUCCAGCCAACGCCAAGAAGAUCGACCCCAACAUGAAAGCUGGAACCACAAGCGAGGGCGUCUUGGCAAACUUCUUCAACAGCCUGUUGAGUAAAAAGACCGGCUCUCCGGGGGCUGGAGGCGGCAGUCCAGCAGGGGGUGGUAGCUGCGUCCCUGGAUCAGCCAAGAAAUCAGUGCAGAAGCUUGGCUUGACAGAUGUGCAGGCAGAGCUUGAUCGAAUUUCAAGUAAACCAGACACUGAAGCGUCUUCUCCAGCAACUCCAACAUCUCCAGCAGAAGACGAUGAAUCCUGAAGACAGCAGCAGAGCCUCCUCACUUACUGUCCGAGUCUGUCUUCCCUUUUCCGCGACGCGUUACUGCGGGCCACCUAGUACAACCAACUACACAGACUACCUUUAAAGGACAGGUGUACCAUUGUGUGCUUGACUCAUUAAUGUCCUGUCUGUAAGGGAAUUCUGAAUAACUAGCAGCAAGGUUAAAGAUGGAUUGCAUAUGGAAAUGUGAACACUGGCCCACUAAUGCCUUCUGUGUCUGGUUUACAGAGUGUUAUUUAUUACUAUGAAUCUGAUGGUAAUCACUGGAUUUUUUUUGUUUUUUUCUUGUUGAUUGAAGACCAAGAAGUUCAAAUUCUAAUAGUACUUUAACAGACAAGAGAAAUAGAUUUAGGUGGACCUAACUGGAUAUACUCCAGUUGGCCAAAGGCAGUAAUGGGAAAAUAUUUUUCAGGAAACGUUACUUAAAAUCUCAGUAAAAAGUGUUGAGUAGACACAUUGUAUUAUAGAUAAUACAAUUUGGAACGUUUUAAAAGGUGAUUGGAGGAAAAAUGAAUUCCAUAAACUGGAAAGUGUAUUAAGCACUGUAAGUGAAAAUUCAGCUAUUUUGCCCUUGCACUUCUGAGGUACCUUAUUAAAGUUAUUUGAACUUGGGAAGUAACAAAGUAAUGCACUACAUUUGUGGUUUUUUUUGCUAGAACUAAUUACCUCUUGUUCUUUGGCACUGAAUUGACUAAAAGAUACUAUACAUUUGUACAGUCCGAGACUACUUAGCUGCUGUAUAACGGGAAGAAAGGGGUAGAGGUCAGCCUCAUCUGAAGAAUGUAUACUUCGCAACCUGCAAAAUGGUUGGUCCUGUUAUUUCAGAUAAUGUAGUGAUGUUUCUAUUCAUCAGGUAUGUAAUCCUGUAAUAAAGUUGUAUUUAUUCUCA